AUGUGGAAACCGAAAGGCAACCUGGAGCUAAUCGCCAUAGCCAACGAAUACUUCCUGGUGAGAUUCAGUUCGAUCGACGACCUCGAGUUCGCAAUGUACGAAGGCCCUUGGAUGGUUUUAGAUCACUACCUGAUCAUGAAGCCCUGGGAGCCGGACUUCGAUCCCUACAAUGAUGCCACGGAGAAGAUUCUGGCCUGGGUAAGAGUUCCUAGCCUACCUGCGGAAUAUUAUAACUCUAUUUUUCUCAGGAAAUUAGGCAAUCGCAUCGGCCGGAUAGUUGGUGUUGAUCAGGCGACGAGCCAAGUGUCUCGCGGCAUGUUCGCCCGUUUCUGCGUUGAGCUGGACAUGAGAAAGCCGUUGGUCUCUAAAUUCACAUAUGCGGGGAAAGUCAGGUACGUAGCUUAUGAAGGCAUGCACAUGGUGUGUUUUGCAUGUGGCUUAUAUGGGCAUGAGAAGGAAGCAUGCCUGGAUUGGAAGCGUUCAUCGCCAGCGGCUGACGGCGACAUGGCCGGAAAUGUGGAGGCGGAGAAUUCCGGUGGCCCGUCGAAGAUCGUGCGGCAGGACCCUACCGUAAAACCCGAAGCUCUGGACCCUAAGGUCCCUUUUGGAUCUUGGAUGCUUGCACCGACAAGGAGGGGGCGACCAGCCUCGAGGAAGCCCGACAAUAUUAAUAAACUUACGGCUGGACAGAAGGAGCGCAGUGCAAAUCGUAAUGAGAUGGUGGCUCAGGCAUCGAAAUUCGCACUUCUGGCAGAGGAUAAUGACGUGGACAAUAAAGCUGUAUAG
Messenger RNA from Ipomoea nil (Japanese morning glory), 786 nucleotides. RefSeq lists its product as uncharacterized. The coding region runs from base 1 to 786 and encodes 261 amino acids. Lineage: Eukaryota; Viridiplantae; Streptophyta; Magnoliopsida; Solanales; Convolvulaceae. The record is from RefSeq and is a predicted model, not a curated record. The transcript has a single exon.